Messenger RNA from Spinacia oleracea (spinach), 1640 nucleotides. Its product is annotated as putative threonine aspartase. The coding region runs from base 168 to 1460 and encodes 430 amino acids. The record is from RefSeq and is a predicted model, not a curated record. NCBI's taxonomy places the organism in Eukaryota, Viridiplantae, Streptophyta, Magnoliopsida, Caryophyllales, Amaranthaceae. Gene Ontology annotation, cellular component: cytoplasm. Gene Ontology annotation, biological process: protein maturation. Gene Ontology annotation, molecular function: threonine-type endopeptidase activity. The transcript is spliced from 11 exons.
AUCGACCUCUUCAAUGACACUGAGCAUUAAGACCAUUUUCUCUCUUUUGAAAUUUAUUUUAUCAAACUACUACCUAAAAUUUUGUCAACUCUCCAUAAUUAACCUCCAAUUGCCAUUCAUAAUUUUGUCAAUUUAGACUAAAACCCAAACAUUUGAAAGAGUAAUUUAUGAGCAGCCAACAGUGGCGCUCAAACUGCAGUGUGCCCUCAGCUAAAGCAAGCAUGGCGCAAGAAGGAAAUCCCCCAUUUUUUGUGGCAGUUCACGUCGGCGCCGGAUUCCAUUCUCCUUCUAACGAAAAGCCUCUCAGGUUCGCCAUGAAUCGCGCUUGCCUUGCCGCCGCCGCCGUCCUACGCAUGGAUUCGGGUGAAUGUGUUGAUGCAGUUGAAGCAGCGAUUCGAGUACUGGAGGAUGAUCCUAGCACAAAUGCAGGCUGUGGUUCAAAUUUGACAGAGGAUGGGCAUGUUGAAUGUGAUGCUAGCAUUAUGGAUGGCGAUUCUGGGGCAUUUGCUGCUGUUGGAGCAGUUCCAGGUGUUCGAAAUCCCAUCCAAGCCGCUGCUUGCCUAAUCAAGGAACAAAAGAUGGGACCUUCACUGCUAGGUCGAAUGCCUCCAACCUUCUUAGUUGGUGAAGGUGCUCAUAAGUGGGCCAAAUCGAAGGGCAUUAGUUGUGCUGAUACAAUAGCAGAGGCUGAAAAGUGGUUAGUGACUGAAAGAACCAAAUCUCAAUGGCGCAAAUAUAAAGCAAUGCUUGAUGCUGCCAAGAUGCGAUUAGGAGGUUUUGACAUGCGUCCUUGUAGCAGAAGAGUUCAGAAAAAUGAGCAAUUGUAUGAUGACGAUACUUUAGAAGAGUUGAAGGAUGUUGAACCCUCUACAUUGGGGGUGAGAGAAAAUGACUGCGUUGUGGAUACAAUUGGAGUCAUUUGUAUUGAUCGUUCUGGACGUGUUGCCUCUGGAGCCUCUAGUGGGGGUAUUGCAAUGAAGGUAAGUGGACGGGUAGGAUUAGCAGGGAUGUAUGGUUCAGGUUGUUGGGCAUCUUCGAAAAGUCCCUUUGGAGCUCCAUUUCUUGUAGGUUGUUGCACUACUGGAGCGGGAGAGUAUUUGAUGAGAGCUUUUGCUGCCAGAGAGUGUUGCACGUCAUUGUCGCUAUCACAGGCAGGUCCAGCUUCUGCUUGUAUCAAAAUUCUUCGCUUGGUAGUUGAGGCUGGUAGACAGCAGUGUGCCGACGGCAGUGCUGGGAUCCUUCUUGUUCAAGCUGAUGCUCCCUUGGUGGGUCCUAAUAAUGUACCAGAGCUGAAAGCGGUGGAGAUUGCAGCUGUAUAUUCAUCGCAGUCGUUUGGAAUAGGAUACUAUGCCAGCUCCAUGGAAAAGCCCAAGGCUUCGAUUAUACGGAACAAGAAACUAAAGAGCACGACAGGGAUAGAUCACUUUGAAGCCAGAAUCAGUGUAACAAUUGGAAGCUAGAGGCCCCUUGAUGACCUUUCAUCUCGUUGUAGUCAUUUUCUGUAGUCUGUGACAACCAACUUUUAUUUUAUUUAUUCAUAUUUAUAACUUAUUUAUGAAAUAGAAAAUCCUAGUGUGAGUCUGGAAAAUUGUAACGGUACAAGCAUUCAACCAUUCAAUUAUAUCAUGCCAUUAAAUCCA